AUGGAGAAAUUUCUUCGCUCCUGGCGGCAGGAUGCGUUGAACCGUGGCCAGCAUGAUGCGGCAGUCUACAUCGGUGAUAAAGUGCUUGCGUUAACUAACAGCGACUCGGAUGCCUUUUGGUUGGCUCAAGUACAUUUCUCGAAUAAUAACUUUACCCGAGCUCUAGCUCUCCUAUCACGGAAGGAUUUGAUUUCCAGGAGUACUGCCUGUCGCUACUUGGCCGCGCAUUGUUAUAUAAAGCAAAACCAGUUUGAGCAGGCACUAUCAAUACUCGGCGACCACAACCCAACUCACCUGAUUCGCAGCAAUAACAACAGCAACAGUCGUCGCAAGCUGCAGCAUCUAAACAGCCAAAGCCAUGUCACUUUACGCAACGGGAAAACCACAGCUUCGCGGAUCGAUCGCAGCGAAGAGCGAGAGCGGGAGGAUGCAAGUAACAUUCGCUUUGAGGCCGCAAUGUGCUAUUUGAGGGGGCUUUGCUUCGCCAAGCAGAAUGCAUUUGACCGCGCCCGUGAUUGCUACAAGGAUGCUGUGCGCAUUGACGUCCAGUGCUUCGAGGCGUUCGAUCAAUUGAUGAAGAACUCGCUAAUGUCACCUGCGGAGGAGCUCGAAUUUCUGGAGUCACUUGACUUUGACUCUAUCUCCAGUCCGGACCCAUCCGUGUCUCAGGAAGCCGCUCAUUUCACGAAGAUGCUUUAUACCACCCGAUUAUCCAAAUACUCGUCCCCUGCAAUUCUUUCCGACGCAACCGAAACCCUGUCCACGCACUACAACCUUUCACAAAAUCCGGAUAUACUGCUUUCACGCGCAGAGGCCCUGUAUACCCAAUGCCGCUUCGCAGAAGCGUUAGAGCUGACUUCGUCUAUUUUGUCGACCUCCCAGUCAUCUACUGCGCUAACGGCGACGACUGCCCCUAUUUCAGCCCAGAACCAUCUGGGCCAUGCACCAGCCGUGUACCCCUUACAUCUGGCAUGCUUAUAUGAAACUGGUGCCACCAAUGCGCUAUUCCUUCUCUCCCACACGUUGGCGGAUCAUGCUCCAGAAGAGUCUUAUACCUACUUGGCCAUUGGCGUCUACUAUCUAUCUGUUUCGAAAGUAGCGGAAGCCCGACGAUUUUUCUCGAAAGCAUCUUUACUAGAUCCUCAUUCAGCGCCAGCAUGGAUUGGGUUUGCUCACACCUUCGCGGCUGAAGGAGAGCAUGAUCAAGCCAUUGCGGCUUAUAGUACGGCGGCCCGACUCUUCCAGGGAAGUCAUUUGCCGCAACUGUUCCUCGGCAUGCAGCAUUUAGCCCUGAACAACAUGUCGCUCGCUCAUGAAUACCUGUCUGCAGCAUAUGCAAUGUCGACCGGCGCAACGUCUGGCUCGGUUCCCGCACUCCCCCCACCCCAUCCACUGGAGCGUCCUCCCUGGGAGGCGAUCCAUUGGUACUCAAUGACUCUCAACCUCGCCACAUCUCUCAAUUGCGAGCCAGGAGCCUGGGUGGCCACACGAGCGAACCUGGGCCACGCUCUGCGCCGUAUUGGACGCUUUACAGAGGCACUAGUUGAAUUCGAUGAGUGUCUUCGUAUCGGUGCUGCGGGUGCUAGCUUCGGGUAUACCCCAUUUUUAGGAGGAAGUGGAGGCAAUGCUUCUGGCGCGGCGUCGUCCGGUGUUGGAGGCUACGAGGACCGCGGCUUGAUUGGCUCACUCCACACAGCUCGCGGCCUUGUUCUACUCGAACUAAGCCGGACAGUGGAGGCUGUCACCGCUCUUCACGAGGCCGUUCGUGUCUUGGGGGCUAGCGGGGGUGGUGACGCUGCUGCUGGUGCCGGUGUUGCGGGAACACUACUCUCUCGAGCCUUGGAGAUCUGGGCACUGGAGGGCAACGAGGCUGAGGCGACGCUGUCCGAAGAGGCCUCACGAGCAGGAAGCGGCAGCCGAAGUUCCAACCGGUCGUCGCGUGACAAAGGAAAGGGCAAAGUUUCCAGGCGACGCGCUAUUACCGAAGAGCAGUAUUCAGAGGAGUGGACGGAUGAAGUUGCCCAGGUCGAUUCUCACAAUUUGGGGGGCGGCUCUGAGACACUGGAAGAUAAGGUGGAGAUGGAAUUGGACGAUGAGGCAGAUGGACUUCUGCGCCAAGCAAUGAGCCGCGUGCGAGGCGGUCGAAGCAGACGACAGCCUAUGUUCAGUCCCGAGGUGGAGGCGAGCAAUACGCCCGAGCCUUCUGCGGGUGGUCGUCGAGGGUCGAGGGCGUUGAGAACUAACGCUAGACAAUGA
Aspergillus bombycis is the source of this 2256-nucleotide messenger RNA. RefSeq names its product anaphase promoting complex subunit CDC16. Lineage: Eukaryota; Fungi; Ascomycota; Eurotiomycetes; Eurotiales; Aspergillaceae. The transcript has 3 exons. Gene Ontology annotation, biological process: cell division. Gene Ontology annotation, molecular function: protein binding. The coding region runs from base 1 to 2256 and encodes 751 amino acids. The record is from RefSeq and is a predicted model, not a curated record.